CUGAGUAUGACUGUAAUCCUGCGCCCUAUUUUAUAUUAUUUUAUUUUAUUUGCAAUUUUUAACUGUGUAGGGUCUAGUGUCUAGACACUUGACUAACUCUAAAAGUUGAUGGCGGGCAGCUUGGUAGUAGGUCCAUGCUGACACCGUUAAUGGUCAUAUAAUGGGCAAUAAAAGUCAUAGCCUUGGACAAUGUUUACAAUGUGUCUAGCCUACACCUGUCAUGUUUAUCACUCUCAAUCAUGUCAAUGCUAUAUGUAGAGAGCAGCCUGUUUGAACCUCAAUAAAGUAAAGGCAUACCUUUUACAUCUCUCUCAAACUAGCAUUACUUUGUAAAGUGUGGCUUGAAUGUAAUGUAGUCUAUGUAGAUCUGGUCUAGUGGUAUGAAUAAUAAUAAUAUAUUAAUUUGUAAAGCACAAUAAUGUACCACUCUUAUCUUCAUACAGUCCUUCACCUAAAUUUCUCCCACUUCCAUGAUCUAAACAGAUUACUAGACUAUACACUGGCCCCAUUAACUCCUCAUUUUAUUGACCAUUAAUGACCAACCCAGAGAGUUAACUUCAAGGAACCACAUUACAAGAACUAUGACCCAAGUCACUGACACUGCACUCUCCAUUGCCACUCCCCAUAAUACUAUUCCAUAUAGCAACCCUAAUAGACAGUUGACCAUAGACCAAUCAUAAGCAUGUUUAAGUCACCCAUCCCUCAUUGUUCUACUCUGCAAAAACACGACACUACAUGUAGUAUCAGGUGUAGAUGAGAGAAAUAUUAAUUUUUGUGUAAUUUUAUUUGAAAUUCAGGUCACCAUGGAGACGGCAGUGUCACCUUUGACGACACACAAGUGUGAAGAGUGUGGACUAGUGUUCUCCACAAAGUCCAAUCUGACGAGGCAUGUGAGGAUACAUGGAGACAAGGCACACCAUUGCUCUACUUGUGGCAAAGAGUUCACGCUGAAGCAAAACCUGGACCGCCACACCAAGGUGCACGUGCAUCCAAAGAUCCCUCAUUAUAAGAGUGGUGAGGCUCUCCUCCAAUGCACCAGUGCUGCCAAGGCUGUAAGCUCCACUGAGGACAAGACUGAAGUCGACCCAAUCUGGCAGGAUGUGUCGACAGCAGAAAAGGAGGCCAAGAGAUUGGGAAAGGAGCUGUGGUGUGCCAACAUCGUCCUGAGCUUUGGCAAAUAUGCAGGGCAGCACUUCAAGUGGCUGCUGGAGAACGACGUUGGAUACGUCGUGUGGCUCCUUGACGAGUUUAAGGCCGCCGGAGAAAGCAUACCGGUCCUGAGGUGGCAGAAGGAACGCCUGCUGGAGCUUGUGGAGGCAUUCCCCAGCAUCAUGGUGCACAUUCACAAACGUGAAAAGAAACGCAAAGAAAAGCAACAGCUGCAAACAGAUUACGUCGAAGAUGCAGAGCUCUUGGCCCUUGCAGGUAUGUUUGACAUGAGCAUAGCGUGUGUGUGUGUGUGUUUAUGUAGGUGUGCGUUUACGUCUACACAUUUGUAAAGG
Molecule: messenger RNA, 1502 nt
Organism: Strongylocentrotus purpuratus (purple sea urchin)
Lineage: Eukaryota; Metazoa; Echinodermata; Echinoidea; Camarodonta; Strongylocentrotidae
Product: zinc finger protein 197-like
Exons: 2
Coding region: 804-1499 (231 amino acids)
Biological process (GO): regulation of transcription by RNA polymerase II
Molecular function (GO): RNA polymerase II cis-regulatory region sequence-specific DNA binding; DNA-binding transcription factor activity
Source: RefSeq, a predicted model, not a curated record